Rhinolophus ferrumequinum (greater horseshoe bat) is the source of this 2661-nucleotide messenger RNA. RefSeq names its product sialic acid acetylesterase (gene SIAE). The transcript is spliced from 10 exons. NCBI's taxonomy places the organism in Eukaryota, Metazoa, Chordata, Mammalia, Chiroptera, Rhinolophidae. Gene Ontology annotation, biological process: carbohydrate metabolic process. The record is from RefSeq and is a predicted model, not a curated record. Gene Ontology annotation, molecular function: sialate O-acetylesterase activity. Bases 50 to 1615 code for a protein of 521 amino acids.
CCGGAGUCAGAGGUCCGAGGCCCGCGCCGGAGGACGGAUCUCGCCUAACAUGGUGGGCCCGGAAUUUGUAUUGUGGCUGGUGCUGCCAUUCAUACUGCGGGCCCACCCGGGUGCAGAUGCUCGUUUUCGAUUUGCUUCAUACAUCGAUCAUCACAUGGUGCUGCAGAAGAAGCCUGCGGGGGCAGUGAUUUGGGGGUAUGGCAUAUCUGGAGCCACAGUGACAGUGACCCUUUGCCGACAUCAGGAAACCAUCAUGAAGAAAGUGACCACUGUGAAAACAUACUCCAAUAGCUGGAUGGUGAUUCUGGAUCCUAUGAAAGCUGGUGGACCUUAUGAAGUCAUGGCAGAACAGACUUUCGGGGGAAGGAACUUAACGCUGAAAGUUCGUGAUGUCUUAUUUGGUGAUGUCUGGCUUUGCAGUGGGCAGAGUAACAUGCAGAUGACGGUUUCACAGAUAUUUAAUGCCACAAGCGAGCUGUCUAACACCGCUGCCUAUCAGUCGGUCCGCAUCCUCUCCGUGUCUCUCGUUCAGGCAGAGCAGGAGCUGGAGGACCUAGCUGAGGUUGACUUGCGAUGGUCUAAGCCCACCUCAGAAAACUUAGGCCAUGGAAAUUUCGAGUACAUGUCAGCAAUGUGCUGGCUCUUUGGGCGCUACCUGUAUGACACGCUGCGGUAUCCCAUUGGGCUGAUCUCCUCCUCGUGGGGUGGCACACCCAUUGAAGCCUGGUCAUCUAGAAGGUCACUGAAAGCCUGUGGGGUCCCUAAGCAAGGGUUCAUUUUGUCCGAUUUUACAGCUGGUCCCAGUGGGCACUCUGUUCUCUGGAAUGCCAUGAUCCAUCCACUGUGUAAUAUGACUCUGAAAGGCGUGAUAUGGUACCAGGGGGAAUCCAAUGUAAAUUUUAAUAGGGACCUAUACAAUUGCACGUUCCCUGCACUCAUUGAAGACUGGCGUCAGACCUUCCACUAUGGCUCCCACGGGCAGACAGAGCGUCUCUUUCCAUUUGGAUUUGUCCAGUUGUCUUCAGUUUUGUCCAGUGUAGCCUCAGACGAUGGCUUUCCCCAGAUCCGGUGGCAUCAAACAGCAGACUUUGGCUAUGUCCCCAACCUAAGGAUGCCCAACACUUUCAUGGCUGUAGCUAUGGAUCUCUGUGACACAGCCUCACCUUUCGGCAGCAUCCAUCCUCGAGAUAAACAGACUGUGGCGUACAGGCUGCACUUGGGGGCCCGUGCUGUGGCUUAUGGUGAGAAGCUGACCUUUCAAGGGCCACUACCUGAGAAGAUAAAGCUCUCAGCUGUCAAAGGGCUGCUCAACAUCACGUAUUCCCAGCAAAUCCAGCUGCAGAGACAAGAUGACAAGAUAUUUGAGAUCUCAUGUUGUGAGGACCAUCAGUGCAAGUGGCUUCCAGCUCCCAUGAACACUGUCUCCACCCAGACCCUGGCACUGAGUGUCAGUUCUUGUCGUGGCACUCCAGUUGCUCUCCGCUAUGCCUGGACCACAUGGCCUUGUGAAUAUAAACAGUGUCCCCUGUACCAUCCCAGCAGUGCCCUGCCAGCUCCUCCCUUCAUUGCUUUCAUUACAAACCAGAUGCAGGCAAAUCACAAGGUUGCUCAAUGAUUUCGCUGCAGUAUGAGCAUAUCUAAGACGUAAGUGUGGAACCUUUAGAUUUGGGCAUUUAGGAGUUUAAAUGAUGACAACUGUUGCUUUUAAAGGAAAUUAACAGGAAAGCCUCGUUGGAGAGCUCCCAGCUAGCACGUGGCUGUUUCUGUACUCUGAGAUGAGCCAGGGCCGGCAGACGAAGAAGUGCCUGUCCUUGUACUCCCGUUAGGCUGGUGGCUGUACUGGACUCAUUCCAAAUCACAAGCACACUGACCUGACUGUCAUUCACUUCCUCGUUACUGAGAGUGAAAUGCCGGACACUUUGUCCCCUUACAUCCAGAAUCGUGGGAACUAGGGUUGGAAGACCUUUCAAGGCCAGGUAGGCCAGCUAGUAUUUAUGUGUUUUCUUUCUCUCUUUUUUUUUUUUUUUUUACAAAAUCUAACAAGUAGUUAUUGAAUCUCAGUAUUAAGUUUCCUUUCUGAAUUUCCCAACAGUUUUUCCUUGUGUGGAACUGAAAUCUUUCUUCCACUACUUGAGUCUUUCAGAUAACUGAAGAUGGUCCUAUAAACAAUUCUGCUGCUUCAAUCUAAAUAAUGAUAAUGUGAAUAUUGAAAGCUAACAAAACAGAACCAGAUGCAGGCGUCUUGGGAGGUGCUGCCCCAGAAAGGCACUCGUGCUGCCAGUAACAGGAGGGUGGUGGGGGUGGAUCACAAGCUUAUGAAAUAUGACAGUGGAGGUCACUGAGAGGCUAACAGGUCAUUAGAAUUGAAUAUAAAUCUCAGGCUCUUUUUAGGUAGAGGUUUAACUAUAUAAAGGAUAAUCCAGAUGGAAGAAAAAAGUGAGGCUGAAAGGAAAGCUACAUAAGCAUUUAGAAAAAUAAUUCAGACGGGACAGCUGUGCAAGGCUUUUGUGUGUACUAUUAAGAAUCAUAAUGCUAAGCUUCUGCACAGCAAAAGAAACCAUCGACAAAAUAAAGAGGCAACCAACUGAAUGGGAGAAGAUUUUUCCAAACAGUGCCUCCGAUAAGGGGCUAAUAUCCAAAAUAUACAAGGAACUUAUGCAA